GCAAAGGGCAGCGGCGCACCGACAGGAGACGCCUUGCCUUAACACGUCACUGGUGCUCCAAAAACGCUGGUGUUGUUUUCUAGCCGGCUUUAAUUGAAAGCGAUAAUAUUUGCUUAUAAUUGAAUCGGUAUUCAACGUUGCGACAAGACCAUCACAGAACGCUCGUCCUUAAGAGCAGCAGUCGCUUCGCUUCCAUUACAAAACGCACCCACGCCACCCACGGUUUAUAAGAACCUGCAAAAAUGGCCUAUCCAGGAUAUCCACCUCAGCAUCCAUACCCAAAUCCUAACGACAUGCCACCUUAUCCUUCCCAGGGAGGAUACCCUGGUGGACCACCACCUACGGGUUUUAACCCAAUGUACCCUUCUCAAGGGGUUGGACCUUAUCCUGCUUACCCUCCUGCGGUGCCAGGUUAUCCACCUGCCGGCGCCCCAGGUUACCCUCCGGCGGGAUAUCCUCCAGCAGGCUAUCCUCCGGCAGGCUAUCCUCCGGCGGGUUACCAACAGGCAGGCUAUCCUCCACCUCAGGGGUAUCCUCCCACUUCCGCUCCUUUCCCAGGUGGCACCCCCGCAGCAGAGUACCAACAAGCUCCCGUCUAUGGGGGUGCUGCUCCUCCUCAUGCUGGUGCUGCACCAACUGCUAGUGCAAAGCAGUUUACUCCAACCGUCCGUCCAAAACAGCCAUAUGGCCCAGCUGAUGAAGAGGCUGAUGCCGCUGCCCUGCGAAAGGCCAUGAAGGGAUUCGGAACAGAUGAAAAAGCCAUCAUUGCUGUUUUGGCAAAUCGCUCCAACCAGCAGCGCCAGUUGAUUGCAAAUAAAUUCAUAUCUCUUUAUGAAAAAGAUUUGGUGGAAGAAUUGAAGAGUGAAUUGGGUGUCAGUGACGUAACUUCAAAGUCCGGGGCCCUCGGACUCGCCUAUACAGUAGGCAACGUCUUGACAAAUGUGCCUAAAGCAGUGGCUUUGGUGGGCCCUUUGACCCCGUUGGCCCUCGCACCAGUCCUACCUGCUGUGGCUAUGGGAGUUACGUCACUUGCGUACCUGUUGGGUGGAAAUUUUGGGGACGUGGUCGUGGCUUGCAUGACUCCACUUGAUCAGUUUUUCGCAAAAAUGCUGCACCACACCAUAUCUGGAUUGGGCACUAAAGAGGACAUUUUGAUUGAGGUUUUGUGCUCCCUCAACAACGCAUGGAUUCACGCCAUUAAGAACUCUUACCUGGAAUUGUACGGCAAUGAUCUUGAGUCGGACAUCAAGGGAGACACUUCUGGCUGCUUUGAGCGGCUUCUCAUAUCCCUUUGCCAAGGAAUGAGGGAUGAAAAUCCCGACGUAGAUCCUGAUCUUGUGGCAGCGGAUGUAUCCGCUCUUUUUGAAGCUGCCCAGAAUAAUACAAUUGGCACUGACGAUGAUUCCACCUUCAACGCCAUUCUGACCAGCCGAAGCCUGCCUCACCUUAGGGAGGUCUUUGAUCAGUAUCACCAAACGCAUGGAGUGCCCUUCGAAAAGGUUAUCAAGGACGAGUUCUCCGGAUCCACGGAGAUAGCUGCCAUCGUUAAGUGCAUGACCGACUGCUCAAAUUUCUUUGCCGAGCGCCUCUACAACAGCAUGGCGGGAGCGGGCACUAAGGACAGAGACCUGAUCAGGGUCAUUGUCUCGAGGUCUGAGUUUGACCUGGGUGACAUAAAAGUUGCUUUCGAACAGAAAUAUGGGAAGAGUCUUGAGAGUUUCAUCGAGGGUGAUUGCUCUGGAGACUACAAGAGAAUCUUAAUCGCGUUGGUUUCAGAUUGAAAUGAUUAAUCUGAUGCAAUACACAUUGUAGCUUCCAUCUGAAAUUACUUUUAUUAAUUGGGUUUUUCAUUUAAAUUGUACUUCACGGCAGUUUAUAUAAUAAACACAUUUGAAAAUUAGAAUAUUAGCGUUCGAGCCUGACACUGAUACUAACCCCAAAAUGGUGA
Molecule: messenger RNA, 1948 nt
Organism: Neocloeon triangulifer
Lineage: Eukaryota; Metazoa; Arthropoda; Insecta; Ephemeroptera; Baetidae
Product: annexin B9-like
Exons: 8
Coding region: 243-1781 (512 amino acids)
Cellular component (GO): cytoplasm
Molecular function (GO): calcium-dependent phospholipid binding; calcium ion binding
Source: RefSeq, a predicted model, not a curated record